Molecule: messenger RNA, 3843 nt
Organism: Acanthocheilonema viteae
Lineage: Eukaryota; Metazoa; Nematoda; Chromadorea; Rhabditida; Onchocercidae
Source: the annotation of a GenBank genome assembly
AUGUUACAAUUACUGCUAUUGUUCCAUUUAUUGUUAUGGUACAGUGCAGUUGGACAUGUGGCGUUGACAUUCCCCUUAGUACGAUUUCCACCACUCGAUUUCUUGGAUUCAGCCCGAACAAUUAGUCCGUGUGGCGUACCUAAACCUCAUAAUCCGCAUUAUACUCAAUUAUACGUUGGUGAAUCAUACAAUUUUACAUGGCGACUACAAUAUCCGCAUCAGGGUGGAUAUCGCUUAUCUGUGAUAAAUGAAACUGGAGAUAUUGUGGAACAAUUAGCGCCCGUAAAAGGUAGCAACUACGUUGGCAUCGAUGAUCAAACGUUACAAUAUGCGACAGUUCAUCCUACACGUCCUUGUGCACCGUGCACAGUUUUGCUUGAACGUCAAGCCUUAGAGUGGGGCCAAGCAUAUGGAUUCCGAUCCUGUGCCGAUGUAAACAUUGUCCAAAAAGUUCAAGAAGAUGAUGAAAGAUGUUCAAAACAUGGUGAUUAUGAGAAUGGCAAGUGCAAAUGUCGCCAUUCGUAUUCAGGGGAAUUGUGUCAAUACAAAGACUAUUGCUCAACCGACGAAGAUUGCUUGAAUGAUGGCAAGUGUGUUAAAGAACCAAAUGCCAUGAUAAGAAGGACGUGUUAUUGCGCUUUCGGCUACUUUGGACAAAACUGUGAUCGAACAUUUGACGCCAAACCUGAAAGCGACAAAUGUUUCAAUUAUAACUAUCCAAAAGAUGAAAAUAAAUACAAUAAGUAUGGUCUUUUUGGAGAAGAAUGCUUCAAAAAAACUGUGCUGAAUGAGAAUGAUUUUGUUUAUUCACGAGUUGUUCGAGAUGAACUGGAGAUAAUUUUGGAUUAUAAGAGUAUGUCAUGGAUUUCAAUCGGUUGGCGGCCCAUGGAAAUCGAUCGUUCGUGUCGAUUAUUUCCUGAUUUGGAGAAUACUCGAUAUAAACGAAAUACCAGGUGGACACCGAUUUCACAUUCGACGACCCAAAUGAAUGAAUCUAAAUAUCGGGAUCCGAUCGAUGCAAACCUGAUGUCAAUACCAAUGCCUAAACUACCUAAAAAUAACGGAUUGUUGAGAACGGCACUUCUGGCAUCUCUUCAUCCCAUGGAUUGUACAGAUAUUGUGAUCGGUUCGGUACGGGAUGGCCGAUCGAGAAUCAACGACAUGUACACCAGAGAUCGCUCUACACCACUUCAUGAUAUAUGGCUUGAUGGUGAAGAAUCGUUUUCUGCGGCUUACGGUAUAGAACGUGAUGGUCGAACGAUAAUCAUGUUCAGAAGACGAAUUGCUGAGAUAGAACCAUCGGAUCAUCCACUUGGACCAGGUGAAAUUUUUGUCAUCUAUGCAAAGGGACAAGUAAUGGGGUCUUAUUCUCAUGCCGUCAAAUCAGCACUUGAUCAAGGUCCGGUGAGCGAUCACAAUUUCUACAGACAAGACGAGAUGAAAUAUCACGGAAACAGAAAUCGUGGAGUACAUCCAAUCGAAUUUGUCAGCAUUAAUGAACGGCCACCGAGUAUUCGACCUCCACCACAGUUUCCGCAGUCACAUCCAUCAUCUGUACAACAUCCAUUUUCUGAGAUGCACGAUCUUUCUACACAUUCUGCAGAAAUUUCACCUAUUUCGCUGUCAACAACAAUGAAAAGUGAAACAGCGUCAUCUUUUACUGUUGCUUUGCGAAGACCAUCUGUAACGAAACCUAAUUUGAGAUCUAAAGCGACAAUCAAGAACAAGCAAUCAAUGCAAUCGACGCCAAAACCUGAACCUGAACCAAAACUAAAUUCUCGAGAAAUCGAUUACUUAUAUUUUGACAAUGGAUCACUAACAUUAAGUUACAUUACUUGCAUUUUAUACAUACCAAUUUUCGAUCUGCGCUUCAUAAGUGCAAAUGGAAAAAAAGGAAAGAGUAUUAUAAAUGAAAGACAAAACGCACAAAAGGGAACAUUUGCUGAAAAUGAAAACGCGAAUGUGACACAUCUUCAAACAGGUGCAAAAGAUAACGCUAUGAAUGUACAUGUUUUGCGACGUCGCAAUUGUGAAUCCUCGGUUAGACAUUACUUAAACUGGGCGAAGAAAAUCGUUAUACAUGUUUGCGUUCAUGCGCAGAAAUCCUUAGAGUACAGAGCCAUAAAGAUUGUUUUCGGAAAUGAAGAUGACAACAAUCAUCUAAAUCCAAAACGAAACAGGGGAAAUAUCAUUGCUUUUCGAAAGGCUUCACAUCGACACUCCAGGGAGUAUGAGGAUGCUUUUAACGGUGACAAUAAACACACAAUUAAAGCUGGACGACGACGAAGAGAUCGUUCUGCUGAAACAAAUGAUAAUGUCGGCUUGAUUUUGCAAUCUAUCGAGAAAAGCACUAAAUAUUUAUCAAGAAGCGGAUAUAAUGAUGAUUACAAAGGUGGGAAUGGCAAUCGAUUCGGCACUUUGAAACUACUUGAUUCGAAUGUUUGGAAAAAGAAAGGAAAGCUAACAGGAGAAACAGAUUCACGACAAGAAUACGAUCAAAAAAAAGAGGAACGACAUUCAGUGUGUCGACUACAGAAUUCUAACAUCGUUCAAGGUGAUGGGAUUUUCAGUGGAGAGACUCAAACAAGGGCUGAAUUUACGCCAAGAAAAGGAGAACGCUAUGAAACUACGCGACCACAGACUUCUGGUUUAUGGAAGGAAAUUAAACAUUCGGAAGACAAGGCAGCAGUACAACACCACUACAAAACAAAACCUGAUUUAUAUUCAACGAUAAGACAUCAAGCCACUGACGCUCUCCCCAACAAUAAAAUAUCAGAAACCUAUGCAAGGACAGAGCAUAGUAAAAAAAAGGGCGAACAAAACGACGUCAAACAAUCUACUGAUUCAAAAAUAUGGAAGGGUAAUACAUCAGAAACGCAAAUUGGUGCUGAGUUUACUGCAAAGAAAGGUGAACGAUACGAAACGAAACGUCCUGUUGAAUCUGAUUUAUGGAAGAAGGAAGGACAGAUUAGUAGAGAUACAGUUUCUCAUCAAGAUUACACCGGUCGAACAGGAGAACGAUACGAAACGAAACGUCCUGUUGAAUCUGAUUUAUGGAAGCAUGAUGGAGAAUUAGAAACGAAGAGUGUCAGUCGGCGGGAUUUCAGCCCUAAAAAAGGGGAACGAUAUGCUGUCAAAAAAUCAUGCGAUACAGAUGUUUUGUUUAGUGAUGGUUCAUUCCGGGCCGAAACACAUUCGCAAAUUGAAUUCAUCGCCAAGAAAGGAGAUAAAUUUGAAACUAUUAAACCUAGCAGUUCGGAUAUUUGGAAGGACUAUUUUACAUCUGUGAUUUCUAGUAUUUCAUAUCAGGAACAGCAAAAACAAGAUGAAUCUUUCGUGGAAAUAAGGAAAAAAGGAUGCAGCCUAGCGUGUACGAAAAAUUUAAAAGCGACAUAUGAUAUGGCGGAACAGAGUGGAACAUGUACAGAAAAAUGGAGGACAGCAUAUACGGAAACAUUUUAUGAAGGAGUACCAGCAGAGGAUGUUCGACGCGUUAUUCAACACGAGGCUGAAAAAUUCAAACUCCCUGAAAGUUAUCUUGAAGGCCAAAGCAUCUAUCGCACAUCGUUCAAAAUGCCAAAAAGAUCCGCGAAGGAAGUUCAGAUGACAUCGACUAAAUUGAAAGAAUUAACGCUUUGGCAAAACAAUCAAAUGAAAAUAGAAUCCCAAUAUAACACUGAUUUUGUGCCGAAACUGAAACUAUGCCCAGCUAUUGAAUUGAUUAAAUCGAUCGCUAAAAAUCAUUCUUCAACAGAACAUUUCGAAUUCCACCGUAUCCUUGGAGGGCACCAUUUCUAUGAACCAAAAGCAACUGACAAUAUGCAUGCAGAAGGAGGAUCUUGA